AUGGAUGAUCAUUUUUUGGAUCCAGUCUAUUUUGUUUGUGCUGUCUUAAAUCCUGAAUUUAAUUUCUAUUGGUUGAGUCAAAUGAAUUAUAAACCAGCAGUUGAAUCCCAUAUGAAGCAAUCUCUGAUUCAAAUGAUAUUGGAUGAAUGUGAACACAACACUAACACAUCAUUCGAUGAUAUGCAGCAUACACAACCAUCAUUUUCAUCUUCUGGAAUCCCUGUUGUAAAUAGUUAUACGACACAGUCAGUUGAUAUGUCAGUCAUUAAAAAGUGCAAACGUUUUCAAUACAACUAUAAUUCGGGUGCAUUAUUUCAUUCGGCUAUAAAUCCUAUGAAUGGAAUUGAUGCCUAUACCAAUGAUCCAAUGCGGUCCAGAUUUUCAUUAUACUGGAAUAAUUCGCAAUUAUAUGCUUUAAAAAACGUAGUUAAACGAAUAUUCUCUAUACAAGUAUCGUCGACAUCAUUUGAACGAGUUUUUAGCCAAGCUGGUAUCAUUAUGUCACCAAAACGAACAACAAUGCGUAAAGAAAUAUUUAGAAGUUUGGUAUUCUUACGUGUGAACCAGAACUUGAUCAAAGUGAUAGUUUAA
This is a messenger RNA of Rotaria sp. Silwood2, 591 nucleotides long. Lineage: Eukaryota; Metazoa; Rotifera; Eurotatoria; Philodinida; Philodinidae. The record is from the annotation of a GenBank genome assembly.